CUGUAAAGGUAUAGCGUUUUGGAGACAAUCUGGUGGUGAGAGCGAGCACUCCAUUGCUAUACAUAGAGUGCCACCAAUUGAUGCCCUCUGGAUGACGACCACCACAAUCACCACAUCACUGAAAUAAUGGCGGAAAACCCAUCCUCGGAGACCAUCUCCGACAUCCAAAACUAUUUGCAAUCGUUUAACAAAGAGAUCGGCGAAAGCGGUGACAAUGAGUCGGCUUUCUAUGCGAUCGACACCCAGAAGUUGGCUCAGGGUAUAGAUGACGGCACCCUUCAGAUGCUGGCCGAACAGGCGGCCACCGGACACACGGCCUCCACUUCGGGCGCUCCCGACGCCGGCUAUCAGACGGUGGCCAUCGUUCCCGACGGAGACAGCGGUGGAUACGUCCUAAUAGUACAACAGCCGCAGACCUCCGACGCCAACGACACUCCCGUUACCACUCAGACCACUACCAGCGCUAAGAGCGCCGGCAGUGCCGCCAAAAGUACGCCCAAAAGUGCGAAACAAAUGACACGAAUCAAGAGAAUAAAACAGGAGAAGAAGGACGCGUCGGACCGACCCAACGAUAUCUCUGUCUAUGACUUCGAUGACAUCAAUCUUCCCAAUGUGGCCGAAGACGAGACCAUCAAUGAGUUGGACAACACGGAGGCGCUGCUCAACGAUGAAGAGAUGGAUGAGGCCGAUGUAGACGUGAAGCCCAACAUCACUCCUAAGACACCGAAGCGCCAGAAGAAGGCCGCGACCGGCACCGUGUCGGCCAAGAAGGCCAAGACUGCCACUCCAGCCACGCCUUCCAACCCUAACCAACAUAUGUGUAAUUAUUGCAAUUAUACGAGUAAUAAGAGAUAUCUGUUGUCCCGACACAUGAAGUCUCACAGCGAAGAGCGACCCCAUAAGUGUGGCAUUUGUGAGCGUGGAUUCAAGACGAUAGCAUCGCUCCAGAACCACGUGAACACUCACACCGGUGUCCGACCGCACGGAUGUAAAUACUGUGACGCGGCGUUCACCACAUCGGGAGAGCUCGUCCGACACGUCCGCUACCGACACACCCACGAGAAGCCGCACAGAUGUACGGAAUGCGACUACGCGUCCGUCGAGUUGUCCAAAUUGAAGAGACAUAUGCGGUGCCACACGGGAGAGCGGCCCUACCAGUGCCCGCACUGCACUUAUGCCAGUCCUGACACUUACAAAUUGAAACGACAUCUCAGAAUACAUACGGGUGAGAAGCCAUACGAAUGCGAUGUAUGUCACGCCCGCUUCACACAAAGCAACUCACUUAAGGCACACCGACUGAUCCACAGCGGCAACAAACCCAUCUUCAAAUGCGAACUCUGUCCGACCACUUGUGGCCGUAAGACUGAUCUCCGAAUUCAUGUCCAAAAGCUGCACACAAGCGAUAAACUGUUGUCAUGUAAGAGGUGUGACCAAAGUUUUCCCGAUCGCUACCACUUUAAGAUGCACCUGAAGACCCACGAGGGAGAGAAGUGCUUUAAAUGUGAUUUAUGUAAUUACGCCUCUGUUUCGGCCCGACAUCUCGAGUCACAUAUGUUGAUACACACCGACCAGAAACCGUUUAACUGCGAUCUGUGCGACCAAUCUUUCCGACAAAAGCAACUGCUGAAGAGACACAAGAAUCUCUACCAUAACCCCAAUUACGUGGCCCCACAGCCCAAGGAGAAGACCCACGAGUGCUCGCAAUGCAGCAAAGCGUUCAGACAUAAGGGUAAUCUUAUGAGACAUCUGGCCAUUCAUGAUCCCGACGCCUACAAAGACCAGAACAUUAACUUCAGUCGACUCAAUGACUCGAAUCAACUGAUCGAUGACGACGAAGAAGAGGAAGAGGACGACUCGCAACUCAUUGUUCCCAAUGAGAGCGAUGAGGAACAGACGCUGUCCUUCACAUUAGAUCCGCAGACGCAACAAAUACUCCAAAAUACAAAUGGAGAACAAGUAGUUGUCUUCGAAGUGGUUCAGCUCAACAACAGUAACAAUGAUAACGAUAGCACAACACUUCAGGACAACCAGUUGGUCACCGAACACAUGAAUGUAUUACAAGCUUCUGGAUCUAAAGGCAAAGGAAAGGCUCGCUAUUCGUUUGCCCGACAAAACGGCGCCAAUAAUCCUAAUGACAAUUUUAUUAUUCAAUUGUCUGCUGAAGACGAAGAGGCGGCCAAUACUAUACAAGAGGACAGUAUAAUCGAUGACCCUGAUUAUAUGCCUAAACCUAAUGUCAGACUCGCAUCCACUCCAAGCACUUCCAAUUCUUCUGCACUCAUAUCACAGACAACUUCUAUUCCUCCGCCGCCACUCAUGACUGACGAUACGAAGCAAUUGAGGGAUCAGUUGCAGAAACAGAAGGAUUUGGCCAAUUGUUUCGGCUUUAAGGAUGACGAUGAGGAAGACGACGCCAUUCUGUCGAUGCCUGCAGUUCACGGCCAGUGAGGCCUAUAUUCUUAUCAAUGAUUCGUUAAUCUCUGCAUUUGUUCUGAAAAUCAAUUAUUUUACUAUCAAUUGAUGUUUAAUCGAUGAAAUGACUUAAUUGUAAAGAAUUGAAGAAACGAUGAGUGAAUUGACACCAUAUUUGGGCCAUUAAUCAGAAGUUGCACUCAUAUUCUCUAAGGACACCACUAUUGAUGUGUUUCUUAUAUUUAGAAACAAAAUUUUAAUAAACAACAAAUUCUGUUCCCAUUUGAGAUAUAAGUAAAAUUAUAUAUACACAUUA
Molecule: messenger RNA, 2728 nt
Organism: Oppiella nova
Lineage: Eukaryota; Metazoa; Arthropoda; Arachnida; Sarcoptiformes; Oppiidae
Source: the annotation of a GenBank genome assembly